Messenger RNA from Prorocentrum cordatum, 666 nucleotides. Lineage: Eukaryota; Dinophyceae; Prorocentrales; Prorocentraceae. The record is from the annotation of a GenBank genome assembly.
AUGUGCUGCACGUGUGGAGGGGGCCGCGCCCCCACGCCGGCGGCAAACACGACAUCAGCCACGACCACCGAGGCAAGUGCAACCUCUACCGAGACCGGCACCGCAACGGCAGCGGCGCGCUUCGUCCUGAGCAGCUCCAUGAGCUUUGAGAGCUCUGGGGCCCGAGAGAGCGUGCAGUCUGCGGUGAUGUCGCAUCUUCUCGCCACGUACGGCGUAGGCGAGGAUCAGUUGAGCGUCGCCGUCUCGCGGCCCAACGGGCCUGGAUGGCGGGCCGACGUCGAGGUAGUGGCCAGCGGGUACGCCACCGAGCGGCACGUCCAGACUACACGAGCCAUGCGUGCAGAUGUUGCCAGCACCGCCGCGGCACUCAACGCAACUUUCACGUUGGCGGGCAUGCAGCUGCUGGAGGCGUCGUUGGCCGUGUCAGCGCCAGAAACGAAGGGCGUGGUUGUCACAGUCACGACCGCAGCGACCACGACCAGCAUUUCUGGUACAGCACCCUUUCCGUAUUCGACCAGCCUGGCGGGCUCGAGUAUCCACGACACAAGCAUCACUGCAACUGUCAGCCCAGCAGAGGUCGGCCAUUGCCUUUUCAAUUAUACAUCAUUCGGUGCAUCGGACUGCGAUGCAGCAUGGGCUCUCUGGGGGCUGACGUGCGAAAACCUG